This is a messenger RNA of Camarhynchus parvulus, 1057 nucleotides long. Its product is annotated as V-set and immunoglobulin domain-containing protein 4-like. The transcript has 6 exons. Gene Ontology annotation, biological process: negative regulation of macrophage activation; negative regulation of T cell proliferation; negative regulation of interleukin-2 production. The coding region runs from base 32 to 1057 and encodes 341 amino acids. NCBI's taxonomy places the organism in Eukaryota, Metazoa, Chordata, Aves, Passeriformes, Thraupidae. Gene Ontology annotation, molecular function: complement component C3b binding. The record is from RefSeq and is a predicted model, not a curated record.
GAAAGGAGGACAGACCUGCACUUCUGGGAGAAUGGGAAAAGUUGGAUGGAUAGUGGUGUUUGUGAUGACUUUCAUCAGCUGCAACGCCUUCCUGGAUCUGUCUAGUGUCCACCAGGUCACGGGCACAUGGAUGGCAUCCACCACUCUACCGUGUACCUAUGUGCCCACAGAAGACUUCACCCAGCAAACGCUCAGCUGGAGUGUGGAGCAGGGCUCCAGCACCUCCACCAUCUUCCGCAGGGACGACUCUGGUGACCACAUCCUGCUCUCCCAAUUCCGAGGCCGAGUCAGCGUCCCAAAGCACAGCCCAGGGGAUGCCUCACUCCUCAUUCAGAACCUUGAAAUGCCUGACAGUGGACACUACACUUGUCAAAUCAUCUGGAGGUCCAGAGACAACAGUUUGAUAACAAGAGAGGUGACCACUAUAGUUAAAGUUGUCAAAGUGGCAGCCACCAAGCCCAUCAUCAGAGCAGCGGAGCCGGGGCUGACGCUGCCGGCCGGAGCCAGCACCAGCCUGAGCUGCGAGGCCGGCGGCUCCCCUCCCAUCAGCUACCGCUGGUUCCGCCGCGGCCCGGCGGGCACGGCCGAGCUCCUGAGCAGCGGGGCCGAGCUGGCCUGGCCCAGCCUGCGGCCCUCGGACAGCGGCACGUACUUCUGCGAGGCGCACAACAGGGCUGGCGCCGGCGCCGUGCAGCGCAGCGAUGCCGUGCGCCUCACGGUCACAGCUGUGCCCACAACAGCAGCAGCCUUGCAGAGCAAUGUGGGAACCACGGGGGGACACCACUUAACCACGGGUCAGGAAGACAGUAGUGACAUGGAGCACACAGUGACAGGUUCCCCGCGGCUCGCCCCGUCCCCACUGCUGUACGGGCUGCCGGCCGCGCUGGGCGGCGCCGCGCUGGGCGCGCUGCUGGCGGCGGCGCUGGGCUGCUGGCGGCGGCGGCGGAGGAAGGACGCCGCAGAACUGCAGAUGUCGGCCUGCUGCACCCUGAGGUGGAAGUCCCUGCUAACUGCCUACAGAAGGAAACGUACUCUAGCCCUGAAAAGACCACCAUGA